This is a messenger RNA of Juglans microcarpa x Juglans regia, 2500 nucleotides long. Its product is annotated as probable pectinesterase/pectinesterase inhibitor 51. The transcript has 2 exons. Gene Ontology annotation, biological process: cell wall modification. Gene Ontology annotation, molecular function: pectinesterase inhibitor activity; pectinesterase activity. The coding region runs from base 439 to 2154 and encodes 571 amino acids. Lineage: Eukaryota; Viridiplantae; Streptophyta; Magnoliopsida; Fagales; Juglandaceae. The record is from RefSeq and is a predicted model, not a curated record.
UUGGUAUUGGAGCUGGGGGCUCUGACAGGUACUGAGUAAGUUCAUCAGUGGACUGCUCAUGCUUGCCCUUCUUUUCUUUCGAGCAAUUUCCUCUGCAAAAGAGACACUCCCACCAGAAGGUUUCCCCCGCGACCCUCUUCUCCAAAAAGUCCAAACAGAGCAUUCCCCCACCCGUUUGAGGGUUUGAGUCUGUAUGCGAAGACGCAGGCGCACAGCUCACUCAACUUCUACCCUACCGAAUAACCAUAACAACCCGUGACUUUUUGAGUCUUACCAAUCCCCAUCAAUCUCCCGUGAACCCAGCCCCGCCUUCCAUUUUCCUUUUCCGAGUCACCGCACCUCCCUUCUCGUUCAUGCUUACCGCGUCCACCUACUCCACUACCAUCCAAAUUGAUCUCUCUCUCCCCAGUGCGCGCUAUUUUAGUGGAUCGACUCGAUAUGGCCACUAGUCACCAAAGAAAAUCCACAGAAGUACUUGUCCAUAAAAGCAGCUCCAACACCUUCCUGUUUUCUAAGCCAUCCACACUUCUUGUAAUUUCCAUGGCCUGCAUCUUCUUUGUCUCCCUUGUCCUUUUUCUUUCCUUCUCUCCCGGUGCCGUCAAACCCAGUCCUGAUGCUCCCUCCUCCAUCUCUCCCGCGAUCCGCCAGGCCUGCAAGGCUACUCGCUUCCCUAUCCCAUGCGAGACCUCUUUGACCCAAUCCAACCACGUGCCCCCCAACCCCACCCCUCUCCAGCUCAUCCAGUCCGCUAUCUGGGUCUCCUCCCAGAACCUCCACACCGCCCAAUCCAUGGUCAAGUCCAUCCUGGACUCGUCCGCGGGGAAUGUGAAUCGCACCUCGGCCGCCAAAAACUGCCUGGAGUCCCUCACAAGCUCCGAGUACCGGAUCUCUCGGACUACCGAAGACGCACUGCCACAUGGCAGGAUCAAGGAUGCGAGAAUCUGGAUGAGCGCCUCCUUGCUCUACCAACAAGAUUGCUGGUCCGCGCUCAAGUACGCGAACGAUACCCAGAUGGUGAACUCGACGAUGUCGUUUCUGGACUCGUUGGUUGGGCUCACGAGUAACGCGCUGAGCAUGGUGUUCUCGUACAGUAUUUUCGGGAACCAGACCGGGUCGUGGGCCCCGCCCAAGACCGAGCGGGACCGAUUCUGGGAGGGAGGUGGCGGCUCUGGGUCGGAUUUCCGGGGCGGCUUCCCGUCGAAGCUAAAGGCGGAUGCGACCGUGUGUAAGGACGGGAGUGGCGGGUGCUACAAGACGGUGCAGGAGGCAGUGAACGCCGCACCUGAUAACGCCGGGGAACGGAAGUUCGUGAUACAUAUAAAGGAGGGGGUAUACGAGGAAACCGUCAGAAUCCCGUUAGAGAAGAAGAACGUGGUGUUUUUAGGAGACGGGAUGGGCAAAACGGUCAUUACGGGGUCGUUGAACGUUGGCCAGCCCGGGAUUUGGACAUACAACACAGCCACAGUUGCUGUUCUUGGCGAUGGAUUCAUGGCCAGCGGCAUCACAAUCCAAAACACGGCCGGUCCUGAUGCACACCAAGCAGUGGCCUUCAGAUCAGACAGUGAUCUAUCCGUCAUUGAGAACUGCGAAUUCUUAGGCCAUCAAGAUACACUCUAUGCUCGCUCCCUCCGCCAAUUCUAUAAAUCAUGCCGCAUCCAGGGAAAUGUGGAUUUCAUUUUUGGAAACUCAGCAUCAGUUUUUCAAGAUUGCCAGAUCUUAAUCUGCCCCCGGCAAGUAGAUCCAGCAAAGGGCGAAAAAAAUACUAUCACUGCACAUAGUAGAAACGACCCUGCACAAUCCACAGGUUUUGUUUUUCAGAAUUGCUUGAUAAAUGGCACUAACGAAUACAUGGUACUGUAUCAUAACAAUCCCAAAGUACACUUUAAUUAUUUAGGGAGGCCAUGGAAGUUGUACUCGAGGACCGUCUUUAUACACUGUAACUUAGAAGCUCUUAUUACACCAGAAGGCUGGAUGCCAUGGGAUGGCGAUUUUGCAUUGCAAACACUCUAUUAUGGGGAAUUUGGGAAUUCUGGACCAGGCUCUAAUGUGUCCAAGAGAGUAAUCUGGAGUAACCAAAUCCCAACAGAGCACAUACUCACAUAUUCCGUCAAGAAUUUUAUCCAAGGAGAUGAGUGGAUUCCAUCUUCUCAGUAAUUUGCUUCAAAUUUUGCAGAAAUAUUUGUAGUAAUAUGUCUGGAGCUCAACAAUAUUGGGAGAUUCCAAAUCAUUGACUACAUUUGAUCUCCAUCCAUAUGUGGUAUCUCUCUCUUGGCAUCUGUUGUGUAACUCAGGGAGAGGUUGAUGAGAAUUUGAUUGGUGUAAUUUCUACUUUGUCAUAUAAAAUAAUUUAUUUAUUUAUUUAUUUAAUAAAUUUCCACAAGGUCACUGUCAUUCAUUGAAUUUUGAUGUUGGAGGUUGCCACCCACUAAGUCGCACGUUGAACAAAUGUAAUAGAGAGAAAAAUGACGCAAACAAUACCGAAUAACAUGGACUUUUUCAA